This is a messenger RNA of Epithele typhae, 1101 nucleotides long. RefSeq lists its product as uncharacterized. The coding region runs from base 1 to 1101 and encodes 366 amino acids. NCBI's taxonomy places the organism in Eukaryota, Fungi, Basidiomycota, Agaricomycetes, Polyporales, Epitheliaceae. The transcript is spliced from 13 exons. The record is from RefSeq and is a predicted model, not a curated record.
AUGGCCGAUCUCAAUCCUCUCGAGCUCGCUCUUGUAAACAAGCUUCUGCCCAUCCUCGUCAAGAUUCGCUAUGCGGAACUUGCAAGCACCAUGAUCAUACUGUUUGACCAUGUCCUGACACUCGACCAAGAGAUACGCCUCGUCUGGAACGCACAACGGUCCUUGGGGAAGGCAUUAUUUCUUCUUAAUCGCUAUUACGCGUUGGUUAUCGUCCUAUUCAACAAUUAUGUACUAUUCAACACGAACGUGCUGACCUCAUCUGUGAGUGGAUGUACUUGCUCAAGUCACGCCUGUUUGCUCUGGUUUCGAUGGCAAGGUGUCACUGGGGUUCUUAUGUUCAUUAUCGCCGAGUUCAUCUUGCAAUUACGCCUCUACGCGCUCUACCUCGGAAACAAGCGCGUCGUCGCGGUUUCGACGUUCAUCAGCCUGGCCGCGGCUGCGAGUUCAGCGUAUGUGGUGGGAAGGGCGCUCUCCCUCACAACAGACUCCUGCGAUAGCCUGGCUGUUCGACUUCCCCUGGGAGCAUCUACAGUUUGUGUACCUUUCGGUCUGCCGGACGACUUCUAUGCGUUCUGGAUCCCAAUGCUCAUAUCUGAGUGCGUUCUAUGCGGACUCGCACUUUAUCGCGGACUCCAGAGAUACCGCACGGAUGGCGCUCUCAUCCUCAGCGGGCGGGGGAUCAUAGAGAUUCUCGUCCGCGACUCCGUCUACUACUUCCUCAUCCUAUUUGCAACAUACCUCAUGAACGCCAUCAUCUUCCUGACGCGACCUGAUUCGGAGUUUGAGAUCCCGAUCGGCUUCGCAGUGGCCCUCUCCGUUGUCAUGUCCAACAGGCUAUGUCUCAACGUCCGCGGAUACAUCAUCGAAGAAUCCGAAGGCCCAAUGUCGUUGUACACGAACCCACCAAGACCAAGCGCGUUCGUAUCGCUCAGCGGGGCUGUGGACAACAAUCAGAGCACGUCAUUCGUGCACGAAGGCGCCACACUGUCUGCGAUGGAGAUGCACUCGCUCCGCCAGCUUCGCGCCGGGUCGUGGAAGCAUGCCCACGGCUUCACGCACGAGCGGGAGGACGGCUUCUGCGACGCAGUUGUCAUCAAAUAG